GAUGUUGUUGGAUGUUUUCCUAAUCUGUUCUUCCCGGUCCAGAGACACGGAUCCAAAGAAAAGCUAUUAAACCAGAAAAGGCAUGCCUGUAAACCAGAACAUGGGCAGAACAACACAAGAACACUUGAGGCCGGCAGCCAGGCUCACCCUGAAGAUGGAGUGAAGCACCUUCAUGUGCCAAGGUAUUUGGCCCUGACUCAGAGGUCUUGGGAUCACAAGGCCCCACAGCGCUUAUCUUCAGAGGUUAACGUGAAACAGGCAUUUUCAUCAGCGCAUGGUCUUAUUAGUCCACAUUGCAGUCCAGCGGGUCCUUUGCCUCCCACCAUGCCAACCCUUCCAGAAGAUGCUGAACAGCCAGCUGGGGUGCAGCAUGCCAUUUUGCCUUCUUCAGUCAAAGAGUCGCCAGCUGAUACAGGAACAUGCAAUACACCUUCUAUAGUUCUUCCAGAAUACAGAGUUACAUCAGAGACAGAAAGCGAGAAAAGUCUAUCUUUCAGACCUGUUAGUCCUCAUCUGCGGCAUUCUAACAGAAAUACUAGGACACCUGCUAGCUCUUUGACAUCUGUGGAUAAUACAGGUCAUAUAAUUAACCUACUGAAUGACCAGCUUCCAGAUGUUAAAAUAUCUGAAGAAGACAGAAAGAAGAAUCUUGAAUUAUUAGAAGAAGCAAAGAGAGUGAGUGAGAGAUUCCUCACUCGCAGAGGAAGAAAAUCAAGAAGCAGUCUUUCAGAAUCUCCCACAGCCCUAUCCCCAGCACUGAGUCCCAGUGUUUCACCUGCAUCAUCUCGAAGCAACUCUUUCACUCUUCCAAGUCCAACAGGGUCAGAUAUCUCUGCACCGACUCUUGGAUCAGUGUCCCCACUGCAGAAUACCACAAAAGGAUUAACUGAUCGAAAUGAGAAUGAUCAAAGUAAAGUUUCUCAGGAAAGACUGAGUCCUCACGCAACUAAUUUGGAAAGCCCCAAAGAGAAGCUAUCUGAACAAAAGGAGAACUUUGAACCACAUAAAAUUAUGGAAAAUCUGUCCAGAUCCUGCACCUCAGGUACUGACGUCAAUAGAGUAUCUCUAAAUGGGAACACAAACAUCUGUGAAAAUGAACUUGGAAAGCUAUUCCUUACCAAACCGAAUGACUCUCCUUUCAAAACUCCUUUACAAGGACCAGGGACAGUUUCGGCGGGUCCAAAGUUUAAGGGCUCAGAACCACUACUGAAGGAUUCAAAAUUUUCUUGCAAAACACAAUCUGGCACCCGCCCUCCUCUACUGAGAGCUGUGUCAUGGGAGCACGCAGAACCUGGUAAUAUAGAAAAAGCACCUUUUAAAUCGCCAUCUGAAGAUGAUAAAUUUUUUCCCACUAAUAAUAAACCCAGCAACUCACCUACUAAACUUGCAGCAUUCAAAGACCUUCAAAUACAAGUUCAACCAGUUCGAAUGCAGAAAUUAACAAAGCUCAGAGAGGAGCAUAUAUUGAUGCGGAAUCAAAAUUUAGUUGGAUUGAAACUCCCUGACCUCAGUGAAGCUGCUGAACAGGAAAGAGGGUCUUCACCAAUCCCUUUCUUGCCAGAAGAAGACGAUGAGGGAAAGAGUAAAUGUGAUGUCAUGCCAAACAUUCCUGAUGCUCUUUUUCGAAAACUUCGUGUGCACACAUCUAUUCCUGGAAGCUCUCCUUCACUUACUGAAAGAGAAGUUGAGAAUGUAUUUAUACAACUUUCCUUGGCAUUUAGAAAUGAUAGUUAUACUUUGGAAUCAAGAAUUAACCAGGCUGAGAGGGAGAGAAACCUUGCUGAGGAGAACACAGAGAAGGAAUUAGACAACUUUAAAUCAGCUAUUACGGCCUCUGCUUCUUUGUGGCAUCACUCUGAACACAGAGACAUGUACCAGAGGCUACUGGAAGAUAUCACAGUGCUGCACCGUUUAUCCUCCCGAUUAUCCAGUCGGGCUGAGAUGGUUGGAGCUGUUCGUCAGGAGAAACGCAUGUCAAAGGCUACUGAAGUCAUGAUGCAAUAUGUGGAGAAUUUGAAGAGAACGUAUGAAAAAGAUCACGCUGAACUGAUGGAAUAUAAAAAACUUGCUACUCAGAAUUCUAGCAGAAGCUAUGGCUCCCCUGAAGAUGGUGUGCCCCGAACAUCUAGGUCCAUGUCUCUUUCUGUUGGAAAGUUGCCUCGAAGAAGAGUCAGUGUCGCUGUUGUGUCAAAAUUUGAGCUUCCGGGCCAAUCACCUGCCGCAUCACCUGUACCUUUGAUACCCUCUUCCCUGCCUGAGUCAUCAAAUGGGAGAAGCAAUCUGACAUCAACCCCUGUCUUGCCAGCACUUGUAGAAAAUGGAAAAUCAAAUGGGGAGCCUGAUUCUGAACCCACCUCUUCCGCGCAGACACAGGGUGGCAUAGAAGACAUUAAUCCAGAGACAAAAGCCAAAAUAGAGGAGGAAGCUUAUAACAAAGGCUAUCAGGAAGGAUUAAAGAAAACCAAAGAACUUGAAGAUCUGAAAGAAGAUGAUGAGGACAAAAUAGAUGAAAGCCCCAAUGUAGCAGGUGAAAGUGACGACGAAAUUAGCAAGGAACACAGCAAACUUGACGUUCUUAUCCAUUACAUACAAAUACUAUACCCCAAACUGCAUAAACACUGGAACAUGCUCUGGGUUGUAGCAGCCAUUAUCAUCAUUUUUGCUGUGGUAUUGGGAAUCUCCACUUUAUACAAUUACUUCUUCUCCUGUACUGAGUUAUCAGAUGGGCCACAAGUGAAGGCUACCUGUUCUGCUGUCCAGCAAUAUUCCUGGUGGAACUCGGGACUGCGACGUGACCAGCGUACAGAAUAACAAAAGCAAGAGUGGGGGAAAAAGCCAUUUACAAUCCAACAGUAAGCAUCCAUUUGAAAACUGAGGUGUACAAAGUUGUGCUUUGUCACUUUCCUGGUGGUCACCUGUGAUCAGUAAUUCACCAUUUAGGUUCUUUUGUGCCAUAAAACUAGGGAAUGCAGUGUGGUUUUUUAAAAUUAGCCAGAUAACACCAGCCAAUAAAUGCUGUUCUUUUUUUAUGCUAAUCAUUACUUGAUUGAUGUGCCUGACUAUCAAGACAACCACACGAGAAAUAUAAAGAAAGAGUUUGACCAAAAAUUAGGCACUGAUGUCUGAAGAGUCAUAGGUAAAACACAAAGUAUAGUGCUUCUAAAGAAUGCCAUCCACAGCCUUCCAAGUCUGUAAAUGUCAGUAUGAAUUCCUGUUUCAAGAUUCUUUUUAUUUAUGUGACAGAGAUUUGUAUUUGGUGUCACAACAGAAGAGAAUGAGAAAAAAGUGAAAUGUAUACAUAUGUUGGCUGUAUGAGCAGUUUCACAUCAACCAGAAGAGAAGCCUGAAUGGGUGGAAGCAUUAAUGCUUGACAUCUCUGCCAUAUAUACAAAAUAAUGCCAUGCAUGGGAAAUUCCAAAUAAUGAUGUGCAUAUGAAACUUCUGUCACAUCCCAUUAUAGGCACUUUAUGGGCACACACAAAUUCACAUUCAGUUCUAUCACAUGUCCAAGAGAGUGACCUCCCUUAUGUGUUCUGGAAAGCUUUACCAUAUGUUCCAGUAAGUAUAUAGUGACACUAUGGUUUAACAAAAAGUCUGGUGUGCAUGAUAGUUGGAAGCAGCAACCUGCUAUAAGUACAGCAACCUUGAAGAAAUACAUUCCACUUGAACAUGUUCUACUGAGGUUAGACAUUACAAAGGAGAUGUGUUUGUUUUAAACUCUUAUCUCUAUUAUAACUUUAAUGAAGCUUGGAAUACACUUGCAGAGUGCAACUGGUCGAUGCAAUGAGGAGCUUCUUUCCUUCUGCUGAUUUCAAGAGGAACAGAUACUAGUUGGGUGGAGGAAAUUUCCUAUAGGAAGAGCUAAGCACUGCUCUUAGCUCUCUUUACUGUAUCUUGUUUGCCAAGUAAAUGUCUGUCCAAACGCAACUCUCAUAAAUCUUGAGCUGCAUAAAUAACUCUUUCACAUAUCACAAAGAAAAUUAGACGAUAUUGAUAAAUAUGGAUGUGUAGAAGGCCAGUGGGUAUGUUGGAAGGAAGUCAUGUGUAAUGUAUUUGUAGUGCUGCUUUGUAAGAGGCUGAAAUACCCCUGUCCUUUCUAGUGUGGGUCAAUCUCUUGGCAUAAAAUCUAAGUUAUGAAAUAAAAAUUUCAGGCCUUAGCUGACAUAAUUAGAUGGAGAACAAACAGGAGGCUUGAUUCUAAAUAAACAUCAGGAUGAAAAGAUUGCUGGAAGUUCUUCUGCCAUUUAGAUUCCUAUAAGAAGUGUGAGGUGUAGUUUUACCAUCUCACAAAGCUCUCCCUCAGCAAACUCUUUGUCAUCACACUGUGUUACCCUUUUGUACAAAUUUCUCUACAUAUUGAUGUGGCAAUGAGAUAAUUCCUCUAGAAUUAGAGGCUCUAAAGAAGAGUUAAUGGUUUUUAGAAGGUACUGCAUAUCUAAUGUUGAUAAAAUAUGGUAAAUUCUAAUUCUGCCAUAGAUUAUUGAUAGACGAUCAUGAGAAUCUCAGGAAAAACGCAUAAUACGAUUACCCAAGCAACAGUUAAAAACAUGAAAUUUCUAACCAGGGAGAAGCAGUGUAAAGGAGCUUAACUUAUGAGAUGGGUAACAUUGAUACUAAAUACAACUUUGUCUAUAUAUUCACCAUCUAAUAUGUCUCUUAACAGCUCCAGAAGCACAAAAUAGUGUGAUUAAGCAUGUUUAAAAGGCUAAUGAGAAUGUGUAUCAUUUCCUCUCAAACUGGAAAAGGAAAAUUAAAGGGGGGUAAAGAAUAAUAGAUUUCUGCUGGCUUUUGAAUUAAUAAGAAAUAGCUCAUCAUACUUUUUCAUUCCAAUGAAAAAGAGCUAGUACUUUAAAUGCAUUAUAUAGGAAAAAUGAUGAAGCAAAACCAAAGAAUGAGGAAUAAAAAUGCCAUUACAAAAUAACUCAGAAAGCUGUGUCAUGCAGGAAUACGCCUCCCAAGCAAUGGUAUAUUUAAUUUGAGGUGAUCAUUGUUGGCAAGAUAAAAUAGCGAGGUUAAGGUUUGAUUAUGUGGCAAGGCCAUAUAUCUGCCAAUGAUUGGCCGUCCAUUCUUUAUUCCUUAACUAUGGCUGUGAAAUGAGCUAAGGGCUUUUUCCUUUGUUUUUCUUGGACUUUAACGAAGGUUUACAUCUGUAAAAAUCAUUCUUAAAUCUAAAUUUAUCAGGGUAUUGUGUUUAUCAACAUUUUAAAACUAGAUUCAAACCCAAGUGUUACUUCUUGCAGCCUUUUUCAGCUCGGUGCCUUCCAGUUAUAUUGUACUCUCAUCAUUCCCAGCAAGCAUGGCCAAUAGAGCAGAGUUCCUGCUUAAUAUCUAUCCUUGUGAUAUGACUAACCAAAGUUGAUGUUAAUGUCAAGCAGAAGAAGAAUUUGUAUAUAGUGCGGUGUCAUCUUAACCGCAUAGCCAUUAUUAAAAGAAGUGCUAAAUCUGAACUAUAUAAAAAUGCGAAGUCCCUCCAAAAUGCUACAUGCAUUUGUACACUUUUUGUCUUUAUUUCAUCUAUAAAACAUUUGUAUUGGGCUAAGUAGAAUUACUAAAGAUAAACAGAUGUUUUGCUUACAAAGCCAUCUACGUUCUGCUGAAAAUAUGUAUUGCUUUACCAAUACCUGGAGGGAGGGAGAAACAAUUUUUUGCCAGAGCACCUGAUGUUUGAUGUUCUCAUGAUCAGGGUUUGGGGCCAACCAUUGUUUAUUUAAUUUUUAAAUGGAAUUCUUUCUUAGUGUUGAUGGGCUCAUCAGGAUAUAAAAUGGUGGCUGUCUUUGAUGAAAAAGAAAAGAUUAUGCAGCCAUUUGUUUCUCUAUGCAUUAUCUCCUAUAUGUUAUAACUGAAUCAAAUUCAUAGGGCUGAUAUGGCCACUAAGAGUAGGUCAAUCAUCUUACACAAUUCAUAAGUUUCUGUUUUGGGUUUUGUUCUUGUUCUGAGGUUUUGUUUUGGAAGUGCAAUAUUUAUUUAUUUGGCUUUAAUGAGACACAUUUUCUCUUGUGCACAGCACUGAUGUUUUUUAAGUAGGAGGUACUCAAGAGGCACUAUCUUUAAUUUAAAUUUUCUAAGACUUUGCACAGGUGUGCUAGCAUUGUACUGUAUAGAGCAUCACAUACUUGAGAUGUUGAAAUAAAAGUAUUGUUUCAGAGUU
Anolis sagrei ordinatus is the source of this 6148-nucleotide messenger RNA. The record is from RefSeq and is a predicted model, not a curated record. NCBI's taxonomy places the organism in Eukaryota, Metazoa, Chordata, Lepidosauria, Squamata, Anolidae.